UUUUCAGUGUUCUGUAGAGGCGAGAGUCAAAAUGACAUCAAAUGCCAGUGAUUUUAUGGGAGACAUUGAAAAUUAUCGGCCUUUACCCCAGGGCAGGGAUAUAGCAAUGGCAGCGUCGGCAUCGAAAGGAUUAUUGUCUAAUGAAGACGUCAGAAAGUUUGAAUCCGAGCUCUUGCGUGUCUGUUCAAAUCCUAAUGCCCGUGUGAAAGUUUGGCUGAGAUAUCUAGAUUGGUUUGACCAGUCACGUCCUAGCAAUACAAAAGAAGCAUGUAGUCUCUACAAGAGAGCACUGACAGACGUCCUUUCUGAAACAGCUCUCGAGAAUAGCGCUGAUGUCGUAACAAUCGCUUAUCGGUCAGCUCUUCUGGAGAAAAAGCCUCGGCAGGUUUUCGAUGACAUGUAUUCCAAGCGAAAGUGUAUCAAGGUUUCUUCAUUUUGGACGCGGUGGGCACAGCUUGUGGAACAAACAGGCGACGUGAAAGUAACCAGAAAAAUUUUCGAAAAAGCAUUGAGCUUGCCCCUGGAAAACAAAGAUUCAGUAAAGGCGGCUUUCAAGAACUUUGAGGAAAGAGUUUGCUGUGAGGCAUUGCAACAGUGCGCCUCUGAUAGCCAAGAAUCCGACGCCCUUAGAGCUCGUUUCAGCCAACUGAGCCAAGACGCCACAAUUGUACCAGUGGACAGGGUAUCGUCCGCAACAGUUGCUUCGGGUUUGCCGAGUGAUCAUUCAGUCGCAUCGGAUUCUUCUUAUGGAGCGAAGAAGUUUGCCAUCACUAAAAGCAUCAAAGAAAGAAAGGCAACUAAGAGUCUGGGACUGACGACAGAGGGUAAAGUGAGCCUAAACAAAGAGAAGGAAAAUGAAAACCCGAUUAGCAAAUUCAAAAACGAGUCCUUGAAGCGUGUAGGAACUCUUUCGGUGGUUCCUGUUGAGUCUCAGUUUGUCAUCCCACCUAUUACCAAUGAAAUAUCGACAGACGAAAUUUAUCAUGAGGUUCUUGACCUGAAAGCUAAUAUGAAGCAAAUUAUAAAAGACACUGUAAAAGAAAGCCUGAACACCUUUUUUCAAUCUCAAAAUUUUAGAGACACUCUAAGUGAAAUUGCUCGUGAUGUUUUUGAAAAUAUGCAAAAAGAUAUGGGCCCAGCGACGCCAGUUGUACCUCUAAAAGAUAAAUUAAAUAGCGGAGGAUCAUCUUUCAACUACAGUGAUUCAACUAUGGCUGCUUGGGCGGGGCCAGAAAACUCCUCACAAAAUAAAUCAAGCGAGAUUUCGCCAGAGGAAAUGAUAGUCAAAACUGAAUCGGCCGAUGCUGUCGAAAAUAUUGCCCGUUUACCUCAAGAGGGCCAAGAAAAGCUAGAGAUGACUCCGAUUGUGAGGUCCUACAACCCGCUGGCUUAUAAACAGUUCACGCCAGCCUCGCCAGCUGCUGACGACACGCCAGCAAAUGUCUCCGGGUUUACUCAUUUAGAGCCGAUUGAUGAGCAGCAAUUGGGUGAAAAAUUGAGCGAGGCACUCGAAAGAAUUACCGAUGAAUGUCAUGAAUACGAAAAUUCUGAGGUAAAACAGAACAUUGAAUGUGACUGAUUAAUUUUGUAAAACAAUUACUGUAAUUUUGUGAUUUGCUUGAUGAUUGUUUCUUUUGCGAUAGCAAAAGGAUAUUUUAAUAUUUGUGGCUUGGU
Molecule: messenger RNA, 1674 nt
Organism: Symsagittifera roscoffensis
Lineage: Eukaryota; Metazoa; Xenacoelomorpha; Acoela; Convolutidae
Exons: 4
Coding region: 32-1579 (515 amino acids)
Biological process (GO): mitotic spindle assembly checkpoint signaling; meiotic sister chromatid cohesion, centromeric
Cellular component (GO): nucleus
Molecular function (GO): protein binding; protein kinase activity
Source: RefSeq, a predicted model, not a curated record